Molecule: messenger RNA, 1722 nt
Organism: Sclerotinia sclerotiorum 1980 UF-70
Lineage: Eukaryota; Fungi; Ascomycota; Leotiomycetes; Helotiales; Sclerotiniaceae
Exons: 4
Coding region: 1-1722 (573 amino acids)
Source: RefSeq, a predicted model, not a curated record
AUGUCUUUUAGAGAACUUCUCGACUCAGUGGCACGUUUGUCUCCAGCACGUCUUCUCGACUCUAUCCUAUCUCAGGAUUUUUUCGUAUGUGCGCAAGUAUUUGAAGAAACCUUCUUAGGUCGGUUCGUCAAUGAGAAGCUUGGCAGGAAUCUAGCAUCAGCUCAAGCUCAUUGCCGCUGGUGCGCAAGACUCUAUGAGGAAAUUCGGCUUCAGGAUGAGUGUCGUGGAAUGGACGAGUCUUCGUUAGCUGGACUUGACGUAAGGUACAUACUUGAUAACACCUCAUAUUUAGGCCUUAAUAUCCUACGUUUCCGUUUGUCAAGGUCUGAUCAACACAUGAGCGUUCCGGUAUGUGUGGUAAAAUUUGUAAUGGUAAGAAUUCCCGAAGAUCAGCAUGGAGAUAGCUCAGCCUUCGCACAUACAAUUCCUCGGGAAACUUCAUCAUCAUCAUGUCGUAAACUGGCCUCGCGAUGGAUUGAUGAUUGCAUGCAAAAUCAUUCAAAAUGCGGCGCAGAUAAAAUACAGUGGUUACCAUCUCGUCUUGUAGAUGUCGGGCUCGACAACGGUGAAGUAAAGCUUGUUGAAACGCAUAAGCUCUCCAAGAAUAGUUACUCGCCGUACUUCGCAUUGAGUCAUAGAUGGGGCACCGCCUCUGAUCAACCGUUUCGACUCUUGAGCGGCAAUAGAUUAGCAUUGAUGGAACAUAUUCCAAUAGACCAGCUUACUGCUUCUCUUCAAGACGCUAUUCAAUAUACUAGAGACAUGAAGGUUUCAUAUAUCUGGAUAGAUUCCAUGUGCAUUAUACAGGAUUCCAAAGAUGAUUGGAGCGCCGAGGCAGCGCUCAUGGAUAGAGUGUACGCGCAGUCGCUCUGUACCAUUGCUGCUUCCUAUGCUUCUAGUAUUGAGGGAAGUUCCAAUAAACGACUCUUUUAUACUCGCGACGAGAAUGACAGGAUCUUUAGGCCGCCAGUGUGCAAGACGCUCGCGGUAGGGGAUCACGAGGAAACUUAUCAGCUAUCACCAAAAUCUAGUUUGAUUCUUGAUAAUGAUGGUAAUUUUCCACUUUAUAAACGAGCUUGGGUCUUUCAAGAGCAAAUGUUAAGUCCCAGAACGAUACAUUUUGGUAAGCAGCUGCUUUGGGAAUGUAAAGAACAAAGGGCUUCCGAAACCUUCCCCUCCGGUAUACCUGUCGUACCUGAGAAUGGCAAUGAUGAUACAACCCGGCUACUGCCAGAACGCGGUGCGAAUUUGGUUGUCGACCCAAAAGAUUGGAAAUCAAGAUUGCGGGAGUCCCAAUAUAUCUUUUGGCGUAGCACUCUUGAGCAAUAUUUAAGCUGCUCUCUCACCUAUCAAUCCGAUAAACUCGUGGCAUUUGGCGCAAUAGCCCGAGAAUAUCAGGAACAACUUGACUAUGUCUAUCUUGCAGGUCUAUGGAAGAAUCAAUUACCCUUCUGUUUGAUCUGGGCUUUUGAAAAAGGUUCUUCAUUUCCCACAAGACCAAAAGUAUAUCGCUGCGGUGUCUCUGAAGUAAGGCCAACGACGUCUUAUCUUGACAUUGAAGUACACGCUUAUGACUUAGAUAACACCAAAUUCGAGCGAGUGGGUCUUGUGACUUUCAGAUCUAAUAAGUCAACAUUUGCUAAAGAACAUGAAGCAAUGUCGAAUUUUGUUCUCGCAGAUGACCCUCUCUCAGGUGUACUUGAUACUAUAACAAUAGUAUAG